UGGACACCGCAGCACAAACCCCCAGCCCUCCUCGCCGCCGUAAAACCCUAGAUACCAUGGCCUCCGCCGCGGAGGCCCUCCUCUUCCUCCUCCCCCUCCCCCUCCCCCUCCCUCGCCGGCUCCGCCUCUCCCCCUCCGCUCCCGCCGCGGUGGUGGCGCUGCUCGCCGUCGCCGCGCUCCUCACCGCCGCCACCCAUGCCGCAUCCGCCGCCGACUCGCGCCCCGCCGACGCCUUGCGGUCGGAGGUCGAAGAGCUCAGGCUCAGGGUCCUGCAUUUGGAAUCUUUGUUGGAGGAAAACACACAAACUUUGAAGAGUAAAGCUAGCAAUUUGGAAAAGAACAACAAUCUUAUAGGAGAUAUGGAACAUGAUAUUGAGAUUUUAAUGAAUAGAUAUGAGAGCACCAAGAAAUCUCAAAGCAAAUCAUUCCCAGAAAGCAAUGUGAAAGCUUUGCAAGACGAGGUGCAACUCCUCCAGAAAGUGGUCAGAAAGGUGAAUGAAAACGCCGACUCAAUAGAGUCCCUAGCAAAUGGUGCAGAGAAAAGGGUUGAAUCUCUGACUUUGGAAGUCAAAAAGAUGGAGGGUAUAAUUGCAGAGCAAUGGAUCCAAAUUCGGCAACUUGAACAGGCAUUUGUGCUGACAAAGAUGAUGGCAUCAAAAGUUCAUCAAAGGAGUAGGUUAUCUGACAGUGCUUAUAAAUGGCCAGGAAAAGACUUAGUCCUUGAGUAUGUCAGGAAUCUUCAUGGUACUUUACUUAUGGGGGUGUCAUACACAAGGUCCUGCAUUUCUCAUACAUAUAAACAUUGCAGGAGUUUUGUACAAGCAAUGAACAGACCCUACAAUGAGGUAUCACGGUUCUACAAGGCAAUAUGUAGCCAGUAUAUUCGUGAUGCUGAUAAUCCUAAUGUCUUCUUCUUGGGUGGAUCCAUCUCUCCGUCAUGUAUUUCUCUACCUUAUAACCAUUUCAAGAUGUCCAUGAUAUCAGCGCAAAAAUUCCAUCAUAAGGUCCAGAUUUUUCUCCAGGAUGCAAUGAGAUCCAAUAGUUACAGUAGAGGUUUUGCAACUGAGCUAAUUACAUUCUGCUUGGCGUAUUUUGUUAUUAUCUCUCCAAUGUGGAUUCUGUGGUUCCUCUAUUCGACACGAUUUGUCCCAAAGAAAUGACAAGUUGUCGUAAAACAAGAGUUUCAUAUACUGUUUUCAUGUUUUUCCUUUUGAUAAGUAUAGAAAAACUUACAUGAGAUGAUGGAAAAUGCAAUGUUUAUAUAUAUUGUAAUUUGUUAUAUCAAACACAUCAUAUCUCAUUCCCUUAUGGAACCUACCCUUUCAGGGGUGGUGUACAACUACAACCUCUA
Messenger RNA from Oryza brachyantha (malo sina), 1351 nucleotides. RefSeq lists its product as uncharacterized. Bases 57 to 1160 code for a protein of 367 amino acids. The record is from RefSeq and is a predicted model, not a curated record. The transcript has 10 exons. NCBI's taxonomy places the organism in Eukaryota, Viridiplantae, Streptophyta, Magnoliopsida, Poales, Poaceae.